GUCAAUAUGGGGACCACUCCCUUCAGGGUUGAAGCAGGAGCUGCACCUCAUUACAAGCAAUUGUUCGGCCUGCCGCCUUUCCCAUCUUCACUGGCAAAAGAGAGAGAGAGAGAGAGAGAGAGAGGAAACAGGAAAAAGGAACUUCUACUCCCUGUGCCUGGACAGAGCAGUGAGAGAAAGGGAGAGUUCUAGUGCUUCAGUUGUAGAGGAGGGAUGUCUAUGUUUCUUUUUGCUUCUCCCGGGGUCUCUGAGCUCUGAAACUCUGUGGAUGUGGACGCGCUACUUGUUCAUGCCCCUCAGCCGGGCAAAUAUGCCUCAUCUGCCUGUCUCGGUCACUGUCUGUCUGCUGGGCUGCUUACUUACAGGCAGCGCUCUGGACAUCUCAGACGUGACGCUGAUAAACCCAGAUCCUAUAGUGUCCUCAGCAGAUGCGUCUCUUCUGUGUGUGAGCAGCGACUGGACGUCCUCUGGUCCGGCCUCGCUCACUCUGGGCCGUGAGGUCCCUCUGCCCCAGCAAGACUUGCUCAGUUCCACAGCAGACAAGACAUAUCGCUCUGCAGCCAAAGUCUCCUGGAGGACGCGCAGUGACAUAUUCGGGGCUUUCUUUUGCAAGGUUAAAAACUCAGACAGUCGCAAGGUGUACACAUACAAAAUGCUAAAUGAAGCAUCAUUUCUUCCCGAGGCACUCACGGUGACAGCUAGCAUUGGAGACAACGUGACCAUCUCUUACACGCGGAAAAAAGUGGCCGAAGAGGACACGAUCAUCUACAAGGAGGCAUUACAAUCCUUCAGAGAUGUUAUUAACAAAGACCCAUCUUUCGCACACUCCGUGCCCAAAGGGGAUAUCACAGAUUCAGUUCCCUACCUCAUCAGCGACGUGAAGCAGUCACAUGCAGGACUCUACACCAUCCGCUACAUGUCAGAAGUCCUGCCCACCUCCGCCAUCACUCACCUCAUUGUCCGGAGCUGCAUGGAGGGCAUGUGGGGUUCUGACUGCACUAAGCUAUGCCCGGCCUGCACUAACGGAGGAGUGUGUGAUGAUAAAACAGGAGAGUGCAUCUGUCCGCCCGGCUUUAAGGGUCCCACCUGUGAGACAGUGUGUGGUGAGGGCCGCUUUGGGAAGACGUGUAAGGAGCGCUGUAUAGACGGAAAGUGUCGCUCUCUGGUGUUCUGCCUCAGAGACCCAUAUGGCUGCUCGUGUGCUUCUGGGUGGAAGGGUCUAAACUGCAGUGAGGCGUGUGCACCUGGGUACUACGGCGCUGGCUGCAAACUGAAGUGUGUGUGUGACAAGGCCGGGAAGUGUGACCGCUUCAGAGGGUGUGUGUGUCCUGGGAGACAUGGUGCCCGAUGUGAGAAAGAAGACAAAGCUCCAGUCAUCAUAAGCAGUCUGAGAGAUACAGAGCUGAACUCUGGUGCACCGUACACCGUGAACUGCUCUGUCCACGGCCAACCAGCACCUUUACAUGGAGAAAUCAUCCUGCUCAAGCCAGACAAGACCAUUGUAUACGCCAUGGACACAGAAACAGUGGAAGACCAGAGUACGUCCGUGUUCAGGGUGGACAGGAUCACGGUGGCUGACAGUGGACGCUGGGUCUGUCAGGUGAAGACCACCAGCGUUCAGGUGGAGAAAGACUUCAUCGUCAAUGUUAGAGUUCCUCCACAGCCUCAGUACCCCCCUUCCCUGAACAGCAGUGGGCCGUACCAUCUGGUAGUGCUGGUCAAUAAGGAUCCGUACACCGGGGAUGGACCUAUCACCUCAGUCAAUGUGACCUACAAGCAGGCCAAUUCGUCCACAUGGGAGACGGUGAAAGUGAUUGGCUCUCAGGUGAAGCUGGAGAAUCUCUCCCCCAUGACUCAGUACAUCGCAUUUGUGCAGUUAAGUCGACGAGGACCUGGAGGGACUGGAUAUCCAGGACCUGAGGCUAGCUUCUAUACACAGAAGCUUGAUCUGCCCCUCCCUACAGGGCUGAAACUGACCCCGCUGAAUCAGACCUCUCUGUCCCUGUCCUGGGAUUCUGCCCCUGUCACGGAUCUGGCUAAAGACGACUGGUGUUACGAGGUGGUGUGUGAACAGGCAGGGGACGCCAGCAGAGCAUGGAGGUGGAAGCUGCCUCUGAACUCCACCGGCUUCCAGCUAAACGAACUGAGACCCAGACACAAGUACAAGUGCAGGGUCAGUCUGAGCAGCAGGGCAGCGGGUCACAUCUGUCCCACGGUCAGCGCCUGGACCCUCAGUGAUGAACUUCCUCCUGCUCCGUAUGAUGUCUCCACCUCCAACAUCACCGACUCCUCGGCCAUCCUCAGCUGGUCCAUCGCCGAGGGCCAUUCUGUCUCCAAGAUAAUCAUUCGUUACCAGGAGACGGAGGAGGCGGUGUACAGCCAGCAGGUGGAUCUUGGGGUGCAGCCGUCCCAGAAUUCCAUGCACUUCAUGCUGAGAGGGCUGAGGGCUGACACUGAGUAUCUACUGGAGAUCUGGACUAUUAAUAACAUGGGAGAGAGCAAGAAGAAGGAGCAAGUCUCUCUGAGGACGCUAACACCACAGGAGAGCUCACGCCGGUACGGGUUCAGAGCUGAUGGAAACAUGCUGUUUUACGCCAUUCUGGGUUCUGCUGGAAUGACCUGUCUCACCAUCCUGCUGGCCUUCUGCAUCGUGCUCCAGCUGAAGAGAGCCUCCUUUCAGAGACGCAUGAGAGAGGAACCCGUGGUCCAGUUUAGCUCCGGGUCUUUAAACACUCAGAAGAAAGUGACGAGCUCGACGCAGGCCGUGUCCUACCCAAUGCUGGAGUGGAACGACAUCAAGUUCCAGGAUGUGAUCGGAGAGGGAAACUUCGGCCAGGUGCUCAAGGCUCGCAUCAAGAAGGACGGUCUGAGGAUGGACGCGGCCAUCAAGAGAAUGAAAGAAUACGCUUCUAAAGAUGAUCACAGAGACUUUGCAGGUGAGCUGGAGGUGUUGUGUAAACUGGGUCAUCACCCCAACAUCAUUAACCUGCUGGGAGCCUGCGAGCACCGAGGUUAUUUGUAUCUGGCUAUUGAGUAUGCUCCUCAUGGCAACCUGCUGGAUUUCCUCAGGAAAAGUCGUGUGCUGGAAACAGACCCAGCCUUUGCUAUUGCUAACAGCACAGCCUCCACGCUCUCCUCCCAGCAGCUGCUACACUUUGCUGCAGACGUGGCUCGAGGCAUGGACUACCUGAGCCAGAAACAGUUCAUCCACAGAGAUUUAGCAGCCAGAAACAUCCUGGUGGGUGAAAACUACGUCGCAAAGAUCGCCGAUUUCGGGCUCUCGCGAGGACAAGAGGUGUACGUGAAGAAGACCAUGGGCCGAUUACCUGUGCGAUGGAUGGCCAUAGAAUCUCUCAACUACAGUGUGUAUACAACCAACAGUGAUGUGUGGUCAUAUGGAGUGCUUCUCUGGGAGGUGGUGAGUUUAGGUGGAACGCCGUACUGUGGCAUGACCUGUGCUGAGCUUUAUGAGAAACUGCCUCAGGGGUAUCGCCUGGAGAAACCACUCAACUGUGAUGACGAAGUCUAUGAGCUGAUGAGGCAGUGCUGGAGAGAGAAGCCUUAUGAGAGACCGUCGUUCGCUCAGAUCUUGGUGUCGCUCAAUCGCAUGCUGGAGGAGAGAAAGACGUAUGUGAACACAACGCUGUAUGAGAAAUUCACCUAUGCGGGAAUCGACUGCUCUGCUGAAGAGGCUGGCUGAUUUCACCUCCCUGUGCUCCUGCAUUGCUGUUCACGCUGCGCAGCGGACAUGUAUCAUAAAGUUUAUGCAAUCCUGUGAUCAGGAUUCACGGACUAGAACUCUUUUUUGCACACAUUGUGUCUUCCUUCCUUGUUAUUGUGAUUACUUACUGAAGUAUUGGCUCAUACAGCUGUGUAUUCUCAUUUGUGUUGUGUUGUGAUGCUGUGAGUGAAUGAGUGAGUGAGUGAGUGAGUGAAUGAGUGAGUGAAUGAGUGUGCUGUUCUGCAGUAUGAAAACUGUAGAUGUGUUUUCAAAAUCCGAAGCUGGACGUGGCAGCCAUUUUGAAAGUUUUGGUUGCUGUAUAUUGGGCAUUGUGCAAACAUGUUGGAUAACUUUCAAUGGCUUUUAACGGACCAAUAAACUUCUUGUUAUGAAACGCUGUCGCUUGGGUAAGAGGAUUGUGAAAUUCUGCAACACUACAGAUUAAAAGAAAUGAAUCAC
Molecule: messenger RNA, 4180 nt
Organism: Pangasianodon hypophthalmus (striped catfish)
Lineage: Eukaryota; Metazoa; Chordata; Actinopteri; Siluriformes; Pangasiidae
Gene: tek
Product: TEK tyrosine kinase, endothelial
Exons: 23
Coding region: 269-3700 (1143 amino acids)
Biological process (GO): positive regulation of phosphatidylinositol 3-kinase/protein kinase B signal transduction; protein phosphorylation; endothelial cell proliferation
Cellular component (GO): plasma membrane; signaling receptor complex
Molecular function (GO): transmembrane receptor protein tyrosine kinase activity; protein binding; ATP binding
Source: RefSeq, a predicted model, not a curated record